GAUCAUUUUAAAUGUGACAUUUGGAACGUCUAGAUAUAAAUAUCGAUUUUGUUUUUAAAAUUAAAAAACAUGGGAUAUUCUGAUAUUCUAAAUUAUAUAGUUUAUGAAAACCCAGUUUCACAAACAGCAAUAUCAAUAAUUUCGGGCAAAAAAGAUUUAUCAUCAAGUGCUCCUUCAGUAAAAAUAAUUACAGAAAAAGUUCCAUUAUGGAAGUUGGCAGCCGAACAUGGUCCCUUUAUCAAAAUUGCGGGAGUAAUGGGUGCUACAGCAGUGGCUCUAGGAGCGUAUGGAGCACACAGAACUUACCCGAAAGAUAAAGGGCAAGAACUCAAACCAAUUUUUGAUACAGCAAAUCGAAUGCACUUUUUUCAUUCUUUGGCACUUUUGGGAGUCCCUAUGUGCAAAAACCCUAAAAUUACUGGCACGUUACUUAUAUCAGGCACCAUUCUAUUUUCUGGUACCCUUUAUUACAACGCUUUUACUGGAGAUCGCAAAUUGGCAAAGUUGGCACCCAUCGGAGGCACAAUACUUAUUAUAGGAUGGCUGUCGAUGAUUGUUUAGAUUCAAACAUAGUUUUUAGAUAAUAAACAUGAUUAUGUCCCUGAUGUGUGUACAACUACCUAGGUAUUUAAUCUAAACUUGUGUAAUGUUUCAGAUGAACAUAUUUAAAUAAAAUUUAAAAUCCCUUAAGUAUUUUUACAAUCUAACUUAUAAUUAAAAGGACCAUGCACUUUUCUUAUGCAAACGGGAGUACCGUCAAAAUGUCUGAAUUUUUUAUAUGUUAAAUUACUUGAUGUCCCCAUCAAAAGUGUACAUGGGCCCAAUCGUACCUAUCCUAUGACUAGAUUUUGAGAUACAGGGUGUUGAAGUUAGAAAUC
Messenger RNA from Psylliodes chrysocephalus, 878 nucleotides. Lineage: Eukaryota; Metazoa; Arthropoda; Insecta; Coleoptera; Chrysomelidae. The record is from the annotation of a GenBank genome assembly.